Sapajus apella (tufted capuchin) is the source of this 1292-nucleotide messenger RNA. RefSeq names its product serine palmitoyltransferase 1-like. The coding region runs from base 1 to 786 and encodes 261 amino acids. The record is from RefSeq and is a predicted model, not a curated record. Gene Ontology annotation, cellular component: endoplasmic reticulum. The transcript has 4 exons. Gene Ontology annotation, molecular function: serine C-palmitoyltransferase activity; pyridoxal phosphate binding. Lineage: Eukaryota; Metazoa; Chordata; Mammalia; Primates; Cebidae. Gene Ontology annotation, biological process: sphingosine biosynthetic process; ceramide biosynthetic process.
AUGGGAAAUCACACAGAUUCUGGCACCUUUUCAACAGGUGACUGGAGCACCUGUCCACCACGACGGAGGCAGUUUGCCAUUGCUGAGGCAGCCCACCAUUGCCAAGGCAGACCACAAUUACAGAGAGACUCCGCCGUUAUAGAGGUUAAGUUAAAAUACAAAUACAAAGCAAGAAUCUCCCUGGAGGAAUGCCUUUCAUUUGGAGUCCUAGGAGAGCAUGGCCGAGGAGUAACUGAACACUAUGGAAUCAAUAUUGAUGAUACUGACCUUGUCAGUGCCAACUUGGAGAAUGCACUUGCUUCUAUUGGAGUUUUCUGCUGUGGCAGGUCUUUUGUAAUUGACCAUCAGCGACUUUCCGGCCAGGGAUACUGCUUUUCAGCUUCAUUACCUCCCCUGUUAGCUGCUGCAGCAAUUGAGGCCCUCAACAUCAUGGAAGAGAAUCCAGGUAUUUUUGCAGUGUUGACGGAAAAGUGCAGACAAAUUCAUAAAGCUUUGCAAGGAAUUUCUGGACUAAAAGUGGUGGGGGAGUCCUUUUCUCCAGCCUUUCACCUACAACUGGAAGAGAGCACUGGGUCUCGUGAGCAAGACGUCAGACUGCUUCAGGGAAUUGUAGAUCAAUGCAUGAACAAAAAUAUUGCACGAACCAUGGUGUGCUACUUGAAGAAAGAAGAGAAGUGCCUCCCUCCUCCCAGCAUUCGGGUUGUGGUCACAGUGGAACAAACAGAGGAAGAACUGGAGAGAGCUGCGUCCACCAUCAAGGAGGUGGCCCAGGUCGUCCUGCCCUAGGCUGAAUCUCAAGACUAUGGCCUCUUGCCACACAGCACACAGACAGGACUCAACACUCCCACAGGCCAAGGAAGGGCCUGAAGGAGAGCAAGAGCAUGUGGAUCUUCUAUAGGAUUGUUACUAAAUGGUGCCAAUGUGGACCAAUUGUGUGAACAUGAGAAGGAUGCUUAUUUUUUUAAAAGAAAACACAUCUAAAAGCCCAGGAACUGAUUUUUUUAAGAGGAAAACUAAUGACGGUAUAUAACUGAUAUUUAAAUUUUGCAUUUAGUACUAUUUAAAUGUUUUAUUAUACUAGUAUUUUGUAUUCUUUUGUUGUGGUUUAAAACUGGUUCAGUUUCUCUGCCCUCCCUUCUAAUAGUAAUGAUUCAGUAAGCACUCCUUAACUCCUUAAUAUUUCGUAGAAAAAUGACUGCAACGUUAAAGCUUAGAAGAACACUUCAACAUAUGUGGUACACAUUUAUUAUCUAAUUAAACCACAUAUUUUCUAGUCUUUGUCAUGUGAAUCU